UGAACAUCUUAAUCUUCUCUGCAACUGCGAGUUAUGGAGGCACAAGGUUGGACUUCCUCCGGCUAUGUUUCCUUCAUAACUGGAUUUUCUAGUUACGAUGUGUUCCUCAACAUAAGAGGCGAAGACACUCGUAAUAACUUCACUUCCUUCCUUAACUUAGGUCUGAAAAACAGAGGAAUCGAUGUGUUCAUUGAUAGUGAAAAGUUGUGGAGUGGAGAAGCCAUUGGACCAGCCUUACUUUGAGCAAUCUAUGGCUCCAAAAUCUCUAACCCUAUCUUCUCCCAAGGUUAUGCCAACAGCAAAUGGUGCCUCUUGGAACUUGCUCAAAUUCUUCAGUGCCAUGAAUCCAACCGUCAACUGGUCUUGCCCAUAUUCUUUCAUAUUGAGCCAUCGCAUGUUCGGAAUCAAACUGAAAGUUUUGAAGAAGCAUUUCAGGAGCAUGAGAAAAAUUUUGAGCCCAAUAUUGUGAAAAGUUGGAAAGAAGCUUUGAGAGUGGUUGGAAAUUUGAAAGGAGAAGUUACUGACAAAAAUAAGGAUCAAGGAAAGAUUGUUGAAUUAAUUGUGAAAAGGGUUCUGGAAGAAUUGGUCAGUAGCACACAUUUGAAUGAAUGCAAAUACCCUAUUGGUAUAGAUUCCCGUGUUGAGGAAAUAUUACCUUUAUUAAGUAUUGGUUCCAAUGAUAUUCAAUUCAUAGGAAUCUGUGGCUCCCGUGGCAUUGGGAAGACAACCAUUGCUAAGAUUGUCUAUAAUCGCAUCUUUUCAACCUUCAAGAAGUAUAGUUUUAUCUCAGAUGUUAGCAAACAAGCAAUGCAAUGCACAGGGCUUGCGUCUUUACAGAAUCGACUUCUUAAAGAUAUCUUCAAAACUGACCUUGACGUAGGUCAUUAUCAUAGAGGGAAAAAAUUGAUAGAACACCAUCUUUGCAAUGAAAAGGUUCUUCUUGUUCUUGAUGAUGUGGAUAAUAAAGAACAGGUAGAUGCUUUGGCCGGUGAACUCAAUUGGUUUGGUCAAGGAAGUAGAGUCAUUAUAACAACCAGUUCUGAACAUAUCUUGAAUGUGGCAAAAGUUGAUAAAGAUAAAAUCUAUUGGCUUCAAAGGCUGGACAUUGAGGAAUCUCUUAAACUAUUUAGUUUGCAUGCAUUUUCAAUGGAUGAACCUCCUCAAGAAUAUAUGCAACUUUCAUAUGAUAUGGUACGUUAUUCUGUAGGGUUGCCUUCAAUUCUAGAGAUGUUAGGGUCUUACUUAUCAGACAUAAGUAACAAAGAAGAGUGGAAAAAUACGUUGCGAAAAUUAAAAGGAAAUAAAGCUUCUAUCUCCAGUCUUGCAUCUUUAAGUAGGCAGAGAAAGAAGAUGUGGCCUAUGAAAGACAAUCCUGUUGGUUGUCACCCACUUUUUCUUGGAACCAUUGGAAUCAACAACCCUGUUGCUAAAGUAUCUAAAGUCCUCGGGGGAUGUCUGCCUCUAAAUGGCACAACUACUAAUACGGUUGGGAAGCAGUUCACUGAAGGAAAUCUGAAUCUAAAUGGCUCCACAGCUAUUGAUAGAGUUGAUAAUAAAUUGUUGACAGCAGCAGAGAUCCGAGCGGCAACAGAGAACUUUGAUAAAUCAAUGGUGACUGGAAUUGGUGGCUUUGGCAUCUUUAGAUGGAAUUAUGUGUUGGGGUCGCGGCAUCAGCACGACAAGGGCAAUAUCAGAUCCUUCUCACAGGUUAAAAAGGCCUCUUCUUCUCCGGCCACUUCUUCAAUGGUGAAAACAGCUAAGAAGGUCGGCGACGAGAAAUUGAAGCAGUCAGAGGAGCCGCUCAGGAAAGUUAUGUACCUCAGCUGUUGGGGACCCAACUGAAUUAUAAAUUUUUUUUAUCUUCUCCGUCCUAGCGGGGAUUCCUUGAAGGGUGUGAGAUCAUAAACCCCUGUGGAUAUGCAGAUGUCGAUGAAGGAGUUUUAAUGAGAAAAUUUCAUAUCCAAAUCACUGUUACAGAAUUGCAAAUACAAAUAUCAUUUGGUGAA
Macadamia integrifolia is the source of this 2006-nucleotide messenger RNA. RefSeq lists its product as uncharacterized. The record is from RefSeq and is a predicted model, not a curated record. Lineage: Eukaryota; Viridiplantae; Streptophyta; Magnoliopsida; Proteales; Proteaceae. The transcript has 2 exons. Gene Ontology annotation, molecular function: ADP binding. Gene Ontology annotation, biological process: defense response. The coding region runs from base 808 to 1842 and encodes 344 amino acids.